This is a messenger RNA of Mytilus trossulus (common blue mussel), 6501 nucleotides long. RefSeq lists its product as uncharacterized. Lineage: Eukaryota; Metazoa; Mollusca; Bivalvia; Mytilida; Mytilidae. The record is from RefSeq and is a predicted model, not a curated record. The transcript is spliced from 13 exons. The coding region runs from base 147 to 2852 and encodes 901 amino acids. Gene Ontology annotation, biological process: signal transduction.
AUUAUUUAGAAACAAGUGCCUGUGGGCUUUUUACUAAGAAAAAACCCCACUAUUUCCAUGAAGUGUGAUAGGAUAUCGUACAUAUUUGCAUCUUUGAGAUCUACCAGACAGUGGAGUGACCUGAUGGAAAUGUAUGGAAGUUCAUCAUGUCAAUAAGGAUUGAAGACACAAUAUCUGUAAAUACUCCACUGGGGGAGUAUCAGAUCCAGUUAUGUUAUGGGGACAUCUCAAAACAAGAGGAAAAAAUGGACAUUGUUAUGGUAUCUGCAUUCCCAGGUGACUAUGCUGCAGUUGGUGGAACACUUAUUGGUGCAUUGAAGAGGAAUUUAGGCAUUAAUGUACUGAAUCUAUCUAGGGAUAAACUUAUGGAUUUACGAACACAUUUUUCUUGUUGGAUGUCAAAAGACUUGGAUUCUAAUUUACCAUUUAAAAAACUUCUAUGCUUUGAAAGAUCAAGAGCUAAAGGUUGCAUGAUUGAUCAAAUCAGAGAUAUGUUCAGAGCCCUGGUUCCUGCUUGUGGCAGUCAGGAAACAACUCUGAUAACAUCUUUACUUGGAACUGGAAACCAGGGAUUUGCAGAAUCUCAAGUUCUAAGUUGUAUGGUAGAAGCAGCAGCUAACUGGAUGCAAGCUGGUUUACCCUUGAAAUGCAUUAAAAUUGUAAUUUAUGGUGAUAAUGAUUCCACUUUGAAUAGUUUAUUCUCCUCAAUGAAGAAGAAAAUAGCAUCAAAGAAAGGAAAAAAGGUAGGUGGAAAAGAACUUACGUAUGACAUCUACAUCACAUAUGAAGUAAGAGACCAAAAUUGGGUUUCUAUGGUAACAAAAGCACUGCAUGCUAAAGAUAAAAAUCUGAAAUUGUAUGCUGAGGUCCAGAAGUUUGAUGAAGAGAAGAUUUGGCAGGAUAAUGUCUUUAAAACUAUGUCAUGCAGUCGAAAAGUUAUUGCAAUAUUGACACCAUCAUUUGUCAAUAGUAAAGACUGUCUUGACCAGUUCAACAUGGCCAUGUGUUGUAACAGAUUAAAGAAUUCACAAGUUUUGUUUCCAUUUCUGUUAUCCUCUGUAGAAUCUAUGCCAGUUUAUAUGCAAAUAGUCCAGUAUUUUGACUGUAGAGUAAGAAGAGAAGGAGAUGUUAUUGACAUAAAGAUAGAUACAGCUUGUUCACUUGUGAUGAAUCCUACCUCAUCUAACCCUGUAAAUCCACAGGAUGCGAAUGGAGAUAAAGAAAAAUUCAAUUAUGAUGUCUUCAUCUCAUAUUCACACAGACAGCCUAAACCAGCAGAAAAAUUACUACAUGACAUGGCUGCAGCUAAUUCUGAUCUUAAGAUUUUCUUUGAUAGAAGUGAACUUACUAUGGGAAAUAUGUGGCAGACCUCUCUGUAUGAAUCAUUAGACAAUGCUGAAUGUAUCAUAGCUUUGGUGUCCCCAGCCUAUUUCUCUUCUACUGUCUGUCAAGAGGAGUACAAUAUAGCUCUGGCAAGACAUCUAGCUUAUCCAUCAGGGGUGCUUUUUAUACCUGUUUUGGUGGAGCCAAUGGAAACCAUACCAAGUCAUUUCAGUAGAAUACCUAUUAUUGAUGGUGUUGGUGAAAAAUUUGAAAAAGUCGUCAUUUGCUUGAUAAAAGAUGUUUCUGAAUGGCGUUCAAACCAGACAAAAAUACCAUAUUUACAAAAUCCAGUGGAUCUUUACAGUUUUCAAAGUAUUGAGGAUGAAAGAAAGUUGACGAUUCAAAACCAUUUCAAUUUAGAUUUGAAAAUGAAAAAUUUAGUUCCUUUGAAAAAGUUAGGUACUAUAAAACCAUCUCCUAAGGGGGAAAUAGAUGUUGCAAUUAGUUUUGCAAGAGACACAAUUGCCUAUGCUGGUACAUUAAAUGAUAUUUUUGGUAAAGAAAAUGACAAGCUGCAAAUUUCCUUUCUAAACGAAAAUACUCAGGGUAACUUGAAAGAUUUAGAUUCAGCUAAACAAGUAAUUAUAAUCUUGUCAAAGGAAUAUAUUCAGUCUAAUCAUCAUAUGCAAGAACUACAUUUGGCCUUAUGUAGACAAAGGGAGUCUAAGAACAAAUUGGUAGUCAGAAUCUUUGCAGAAGAGGAUCUACCGGAGAAGCCUGUGUUUAUACAUUUGUUACCAUUUGAUACAGUUGUAACCGACAAGUUAUGGAAAAAAUAUCACAAGAUGUCAGUGAACGAUUGUGACAUGAGACACAAAACAGUGAUGUCACACAAGCAAGGCAUGAUGGGAUCCUUUAUGAUUCUAUAUGGGACAUAUUAUGCCUUACAGAAAACAGCAUUUGAAGUGAUGAAAAGUCUAAGCAGUCCAAAAGACAAAAGUACCCAUGUACCACCUAUUAUUUGUAACAUGGUGGAAGCUAAACUAAAGGAUAACAAGUAUCCACUUACAGUAAAGGUGUCAGAGUGUAUGAUAGACAUACUUUCCGACAACCAGAAAAUACAGAUUCCACCUGUCAAAGAAAAAAAAAGUACAGCAGAACCUGAGGAUGCACCUGUUUCUCCAAAUUCAAAAUUGAUGCCAAAUAUUGUUAAAAAGACAGAUCAAAAGGAAAACAGCCCUCAAAAGGCUACUGUUGUAAAGUGGGCGGAUCAAGAAAGCACAAAGCUUCAGAAAACAGCUGAAAUACAGAAUCCAUCUGUUAAAGGGAAGACAAGUACAGAAGAUCAAUCAGCUGAUGACAGACAUGUUGUAAAGUGGGCUGAUGAGCCUCAAGAGAUCAACACAAACCUUCAGAAAACAGCAGAAAUACAGGCUGCUAUAAUGAGAACUUUAGAGAAAGAAAUGGAUGAAAAGAACAGUUCAGAUACUAAAACAGUCACCAAGUCUAGUUCAUGUAGUUUACUAUAAAAGUUCAUGGUAUGAAGGAACUAAGUCAAUUAAUCAAAUAUUUAUUUUAAAUUUAUAAAUGGGGGAUUUUUUAUAUUAACAAAUAAAGUGAAAAAUUAAGGGAUUAUUAAGGGAAAAUUUUUGAUACAUUGUCUAGGAAAUAAUUAAGACAUUAAACAAAAUAUUUAGGAAAAGAUGAAAAUUUGAGAUGCAAUUGAAUUUAAAAAUAUUUUUAUGUUGUGUGGAGUUACCUAAGUACACUUGUUAACAAGAUCACAAUCAUUGGGGAUCUCAAUUUUGUGAGCAUCAAAACAUUGUGUUACUGUCCAUAAUAUUAAAAAGUCUGUUGACAAUCCAUUUCAAAGUCCACAAUUGAAGUAUCAACAGAAAUAGACACCAGCAUAUAUUGAUCAGGUUCCUCUGACAAUCUUAUUUAUCUAUUUUAUAAAAAGAGGUGCCAAUCAUUUUGAGCUCAUGUUUAAAUAUACACUAGUAUAUCUUUGAGCUAUCUGACUUCUUUGAGAGUACUUUUAUCAUUUAAAAUGUUAUUUGCAAACUACGCACAUCAACUUUCAAUAAAUCAUUUGACUUUCACCUAUCUGGUGUUCAUCGUAUUUUAGCUAGUAGACCAGUUUAAUGUUUGCAAACAAUUCACUACCUUGAUUUAGCUCCUUGUUAAUGUGAAAAUCUGAAUGAUUAAUUUCAAGAUUGACUAAAUCCAAAAUACAGGUAAUUGUGUGAAUCUUUGACCUGAAAAGGCAGUUUUUGUUCCAGUUCCAAUUAUUUAUAUUCCUCUGGCAAUUACAACUGUAUAUGUAAAUUAUCAUGUGAUAUUGUUAAUCAAGUCAUAUUCCACAGUGCGGGAAUUUCUCUCUGCGCUAAAGACCUGUUGGUGAUCUUCUGCUGUUGUUCUAUCUAUUGCCAGGUUGUUGUCUCUUUUACACAUUACCCAUUUCCAUUCUCAAUUUUAUUUUCUUUUGGUCAAAUAUAAAAUCUAAAUGACAAUAAAGGAGUAGGUUCAGUAAGACCCAUUUUUGGCCCCAAAAUAAAGCAGUUUUCGGAAAUUGUAAAAAUUUAAUGGUUAAGAUAUUUAUUGAAAAGUAGAAUGCUUCUGCUUCAUAAAUAUGGGCUGUUUUUGACAAUACAAAGCACAUAUAUCGGGUACUAGCAUCAUUAAGUUAUGCUAAAUUACUGAAAUCUUCACAAUUUUAGCAUUUUAAUUAAAUUUUAGACGGUUUCUGUCUUAAAUGAAAGUGGCCGCAUUUGUGUUCAAUCAUUAUAUUGAAAGGUAAGUUGUAUUUGAUGAUAAUAUAUAAUAUAUAUAAAUGUUGAGGAUGAACACGGAUGCGGCCACUUUCAAUUUUGACAAAAAACAUCUGAAAAGUGACAAUUUUGGGCAUAUUGAUAGAUUUUUCAUAUUUAAGCUUGAAUCAAAGUGCUUAUUAAGACUAAAUCAGUUAAAAUCUGUCACAUAAACUAAUUGAAUCAAUUGAAAUAGACACUAAAGUGUUUAAAAAGUGUCUAAAAUUUUUCGUUAGAUGAAUUUGAAAAUUGAGGCCGAAAUCGGCCCUUACCGGACCUACUCCUUUGAACAAAUAAUCAGUAACAGUAUAGUGAUUGAGAACAUUAAAGUCUAGAAAUAUUGCUGAAACAACAAAAGGAGGGAAGUUGAGUUUGCCAAGAGUGGAUAGAGUCUUAAUCACUGAUUUUAGUUACAAGUUUUAUUAAAUUACUUUCAAUAUAUAUUGAUCUGUAAAAUGAACUAAGAUUAUUCUGUUUGAUGCACAUUUGAUCCUUUUCAUUGGGACCAUUUGUAUAUUAUUUGUACACACCAAAUUACCUCAUUUGAAUUCAUCAUGCUUGUUGGGUUAAAAUUAAGUUCUACAUAUUUAAUUUGCCUUACCCUUAUUAUAUCAUACUUUUAACAAAUGAUGUACUAAAAAUAACUCAAGUCUAGACUCUAGUAUCAAAAUUGACUCUUUUUACCAAUUAUUAUAAUUCUUGGUCAGAAAAUGACCUUGAAAUUUCAGAAUGAAUUUAAUCCAAAUUUGAAUGCACCAAGUUCUUAAACAUUAUUUUCAUUUUAUUUGAAUGAUAUUAAUUAUGUCUAGAGUAAAUGAAUUAUUUCAUAUCAGUUGGCCAUCAUGACUGAAAAUUGAAGUAAGGAGUAAAAUGCAAAGGAUCUUCAAAACAGCUGUAUUUACAGAAAAAUUGACUCUAACUAAAAAUGCUUGUUAAAGUACAAGUUUGAAAAAUUCCAUUUCAAGAUAUUGUUGUAAUCUUUGACCUUUUAUCAAUAUUCUUUAUGUUGAAAUAGUAGUGAACAUGGGAUCAUAGAGAGAAAGUGUAGCAGCACAAUUGAUAAAUAAACAAAUUUAGAUCAAGAAUCAAUUCUUUUGUUGCAUGAAGACAAAAUAAUUCUGUAUUUAUUUCACUUGAUCAACCUCAAAAGUUCCAUAUACUUUUUGCGGUUGUAUAUUGGUAUAAGGAAGGCAGUGCCGUCAGCGUCAUCGGAAGACAUUUGGUUUCUGGACAAUAACUUGAGUAUAAGCAAAUAGAUAUUUAUGAAAUUUAACCUCAAGGUAAAUAACCACUAAAGGAAGGUUAGGAUUGAUUUUGUUAUGGUCCCAACAGUUUGGGAAUGAGCAUUUUUCCUCAAGAUAUCAGAAAUAAACUGCUAUUUAUUUUGUUUUGUUUUUAAAAAGGUUGAAAUUAGAUGACAAUACGGCAUAUAUUUGCUAGGUGAGCAUUUAAUCUCAUUUAGAUAUGUGAGUAUUUUUUUAUUUUUAAAUUUUUUUAUACUGUGUAUAUUAUUUAUGUAUUUUUAAAUCAUUUCUGUGAUAUAUUUAAUUUUUAUAAAUUAUGUACUUUUUGAAUGUGAUCUAAAUGAUGACUUUAUAUAUAUUUUACCUCUUUUCAUGAUUUUUAGAAAAUGUUUUUAAUCAAGAUGUUUAGUAUUUGAAAGGUCAUAAAAUUUGAUAGACUCUUUCAGUUACGACAACAAUUUUUUUCAUUAAAAUAGUUUGUUGCAGUACUAAAAUUUGUUGCUUUUUUAGCUCACCUGGCCCAAAGGGCAAAGUGAGCUUUUCUCAUCACUUUGCGUCCGUCGUCCGGCGUUAGCUUUUACAAAAAUCUUCUCCUCUGAAACUACUGGGCCAAAUCAAACCAAACUUGGCCAAAAUCAUCAUUGGGUAUCUAGUUUGAAAAAUGUGUGGCGUGACCCAGUCAACCAACCAAGAUGGCCGCCACGGCUAAAAAUAGAACAUAGGGGUAAAAUGCAGUUUUUGACUUAUAACUCAAAAACCAAAGCAUUUAGAGCAAAUCUGAAAUGGGGUAAAAAUGUUUAUCAGGUCAAGAUCUAUCUGCCCUGAAAUUUUCAGAUGAAUCGGUCAAUCGGUUGUUGGGUUGCUGCCCCUGAAUUGGUAAUUUUGAGGAAAUUUUGCUGUUUUUGGUUAUUAUCUUGAAUAUUAUUAUAGAUAGAGAUAAACUGUAAACAGCAAUAAUGUUCAGCAAAGUAAGAUCUACAAAUAAGUCAACAUGACCAAAAUGGUCAGUUGACCCGUUUAGGAGUAAUUGCCCUUUAUAGUCAAUUUUUAACCAUUUUUCGUAAAUUAAAGUAAUCUUUUACAAAAAUCUUCUCCUCUGAAACUACUGGGCCAAAUCAAACCAA